AUCCCCAACAGGUGGCUAAAAAAAACUGUAGAGGUUGUACGCAUAGAUAUAUUAAAUCGAACAGUAUACUGAUAGCAUUUUUGCAUUUUUAUAUUGUUUAUUAUUAUUACAAAAUGAAAAAAAAACAUCUCCGUCUAUGGUAGAUAUAUAGUAAAGUUGGCCAAUAUACUAUUGAAUAGCUCUCUAUACAUACUUGUAGCCCCAUCGGUAACCAUAGUUUGUGGGCUGUAUUGUGCCAUUGAUCCAGCCAUUCAACUUGCGCGCCUCAUUCGUAAAGUGAAUAUAAUAAUCGCCGUAGUGGUAAUCUACCAUGCUAAGCGCAUCGUGGUAAUCAAUAUUGUUUAGCUGCUGGUCCAUGACCUUGGUGUCUGUGUCGUUGACAAUAAUCGUCGUCUCGUACACCUUAUUGGUGGACGGGAUAAAGUUGAGAGGGUUCAACUUGGGCUGGCCAUUGUCAAAGGUACCUGAGAGAAAGCCGACUUCUUUGCCAUUGCCAUCCUGCAGGACCACUUUGAAAGAUCGGCCGUACUUGUCGCCCAUGAUAUCUUUCAGGUCGGCAUCGGUUAGCUUGCCGGCGCUGACGAUGUUCUUCGACUUGGUUGCCGUAGCCUUGACUUCGACAACAGCAGUUGGGUCUUCGUCAGAAAGAUAGGCAGUUCCGUGGGCGGCCUGGUUGCCACCAGCGCCUUGGCGAGCUGGUCCGUCGGUGCGGUCGUGGAUGAGAUCGGUGCUUCGUAGGAGAGUCUCUGCCGACACGUAGCUAGCCAGCGAGGCAGCAAGGCAAGUGAUGAGGGCCGCCUUCAUGGUAGAAUUUAUUGUUGUUUAGUCUGAUUAUACUAAUGGACUUGGAUUGGUGUUUUAGAAGCGACUGUUGUUCUGGAGAAGUAAUUUGCGAUGAUAAAGGCAAUGAUGAAGAGAACCACGCUUCGAGAACUGCUCUGGCAUCCUUGCUUUUUAAAUACAAUUGCCAUUUCUUAAACCCCGUCGCUAAACUUUCUCCUCAAGGCUAGUAAGGCAUUCCCAAGAAGAAACAAAUCAAGGCAACUGUUACUCGUUGCUCCCUUGACUGGAAUGCAAAGACUGGGCAUACCGGGCUGCGGCAACACCACACAGGCUCUGGGGGCCGAAACCUUAGUUAUGUUUUCGCCCUUGGCAAAUGCCCUCGUCCAAUUGAGGGAUACUAAAAAUAUACAUGGAACCAAGAGAGUAUCUCGUCUGUUUCCUCUCUUUGGCAGCCACCAGACUCCAACGUGGACUUGUCUCAUUGACUUGGAUAAAUGCGCGUUGGCUUGGGCGGUGCCAUUACUUUUGUUGUUGUUGAAUCGGUGAAACACCGCCACAAGAAGGGUGGCUUGCUAGCUGACAGCCUUGCCGGCGCCUUUCCAAUACUUGGCUGUGCCUGUAAAUGAAGCAGCACAUGCAAUGCAUCUUCCCAUCAUGCAUGCACGCAGCGUAUAGCGACUAUUGAAGGCCCAGAAUAAGGUCCGCCGCUUCCAAUUGAUCCAACACGGAUAAUUACAAGUGCUUUGUUUGGUUCGCCCACUCCGCUCGGCCCCCAAUAACGGGACUUGACCCCCGUUCAGCUUACAUAUCGGUGCAGAGAACCGGAGAUGAGCUUGCUGCAGGUGAGCGAAUGGUAUGCUUGGUGCUAUUCUGCCUGCGGCGCAAACCUUAUGCUAGGAGAUGGAGACAAAAGAGAGAGAAAAAAAGGAUCCCUGGCUGCUGCAGAAGAACCUUGCUGCAAAAAGUGACACCACCCUCAAAGUUACUAGCGCGGCGUGGCAAGGCAAGGUAAGGCACAGGCAAUUGCGCCGAUCCGCCACAACUUUGGUCCGCGCCAGGACAACAGUUGUUCCGAUUAUCAUCGCUUGCAUCCGUUCACAAUGUGACGCUCUUGCAGGCUGGCGCAGGCUGCGCCAGGCGAGUGCCACGAGAGAAAAAUGUUCCCGGAGGGUGCAACUCGACGGAGAUUUUGCAAGAACCGCGUACUUGGCGUUGCUUUCUGUGUCGUCCAGAAUGCUACUGUGGUACGUAUCGUAGCCGUAGCAAGUAAGUGAAUUGGUGAGCUAGCAAACCUUACAUGGGACGCCGGGCUGUCCAUUCAGGUCCUCGCUUGCUUUGCUCGCUUGCGACAGUAGUCAACUUGAGACUAGUAGCUGGCAAGCUAAGCUACAAGUUAACCCCAGUGUCACAGUCACAACGUAUCCAAAUACAAAUGGUACUUGCUUACUGUAGCUAGCCCAAGUCGAUCCCGCUAGCACAGAGGAACAAAACAGGGCAAGCAAGCAAAAUCCCCAUCGUCAUCGCGUAACGCUUUGCAAUGAUACUGCCAAGUUCUUCCUCGACUUGCUCUUCUGUAGAACGGAGUUUCUUGUUCUCCUUUUUCUCCGAAAGAAAAAAAAACUCAAAGGACCCUUGUAAUACCCAUCCUCAUGCAACUGCCGCGUGGGUGCGCUGCCCCAUGAUUUCCAGUUCCCCCUUUCAGGCAUAGCGCCGGCCUGUUUACCACUCUAGAAUAGCGCUUCGAAGAUGUUGUUCCCCAGUGUCGUCGCAAUCGAGGAUUCCACAUAUUUUUUGCUCCAAUAAUCAGCCACUCUUAGCAAUCCAUUCGUCCCUAAACCCCCACUCUCGUCCUCGAUAUUCUGCUGUCUGCCACACCCGCAAUCUCACGCCACAACGGCUUACCCUCCCGUUUUCGGUCGGCUUGCCCAUCCCGCUAUCCCUGCUCUGCAAGAGGGCGCCGAUCUACAGUUGGGAUGCCACAAGGGCUAAAAGCUAGAUUCGUUUAUCCUCGCAUCUAGUGGACGGCUUGGGCCCAUGUCGCCCAUCUGCACCUCUCCACCACCCCGUGGCAAGCAAGACGGCUACCCAAGCCAGCUAUACACAAGCGAGCCACAGCGAACCAACCUUAUUAGGUGCCAUGCGGCACUGCAACUACAAGUAAAGGGGCGCAUCCGCAGCCUGCAUCUGUGAAUCUGUCUCCAUCCGUGUCUUCUUUUCUUUUUCUCUUCCUUCUUCUGUAAAACACCAGUCAAGGAAAUCAAAAAGACGUCCACAUCACCAUGACGGACGCUCCUACUAUGCCGCUGCACCGUGUCUUGGCUGUUGCGCUUGGCGCCGUGUCUGCUGCCAAUGCCAUUGGAUGCCCCUACGUUGCUGGCAAUGGCAAUGCCCCUGCCGCCGUCGGCAACUCGCAUCGCAUUCGCCAUCCCGAGGCCAUCAUCACCGGCCGAGCUUCGCCAGACGGGCCCGACUUCGGUCGAUGCCCUCGCAAGAGCAAGGUAGCUGGUGGAGGCACUCGCAGCGAGGAUUGGUGGCCCUGUGAGCUGAACCUCGGCGUCUUGCGCCAGAAUGCCGACAAGGUCAACCCCAACGGUGGUGACUUUGACUAUGCUUCUGAGUUUGCAAAGCUCGACGUUAAGCAGCUCAAGAAGGACCUCACCGCGCUCCAAAAGGACUCCAAGAGCUGGUGGCCCGCCGACUUUGGCGACUACGGACCUUUCUUCAUCCGUCUCGCCUGGCACAAUGCCGGUACCUACCGCGCCAUUGACGGCCGUGGAGGCUCUGGCAUGGGCCAGCAGCGCUUUGCUCCCCUCAACAGCUGGCCCGACAAUGCCUCUCUCGACAAGGCCCGUCGUCUGCUCUGGCCUAUCAAGCAAAAGUACGGCAACAAGCUGUCUUGGGCCGAUCUCUUUGUCUAUUCUGGAAACGUCGCCAUGGAGAACAUGGGCUUCCCCAGCUACGGCUUUGCUUUCGGCCGUGUCGAUACCUGGCAAUCCGACGAGGGCAUCUACUGGGGCUCUGAACAAGACUUCUUCCCCUCCAAGAAGAGCUCGGCCGAUCGAUACGGUGGUGACGAAGACAUCUAUGAGCGCGCCAACAAGCUGGAGGAUCCCUUGGGUGCUGCCAACAUGGGUCUCAUCUACGUCGACCCCGAGGGUCCUGAUGGAAACCCCGAUCCCAAGGCUUCUGCUCUGGACAUUCGCAUGACCUUUGGCCGCAUGGGAAUGAAUGACGAAGAGACUGUCGCUUUGAUUGCUGGUGGCCACGCCUUUGGCAAGACGCACGGUGCUGUUCCCGGCGACAAGAUUGGCCCCGAGCCCAACGCUGCUAGCAUUGAGAACGUCGGUCUUGGCUGGAAGAACGGCUACGGAACCGGCUCUGGCAACAGUUCCUUCACCAGCGGCCUCGAGGUCAUCUGGUCCAAGACUCCCACCAAGUGGAGCAAUGACUUUUUGCACUCUCUUCUCCUCAACAACUGGACACUCGUCACAGCUCCCGGAGGCGGCAAGCAAUGGGAGGCCCUCGACGCCAAGGAGGAAUACCCUGAUCCUUUCAUCAAGGGCAAGUUCCGCCGCCCAACCAUGCUUACCUCCGAUCUGGGACUCAAAGCUGAUCCCAUCUACAACAACAUCUCCACCACCUUCAUGCACGACUUCGACUACUUUACCGAAAAGUUUGCUCUUGCUUGGUACAAACUCCUGCACCGUGACAUGGGUCCCCUUAGCCGUUACCUCGGUCCCGAGCUUCCCAAGAAGCAGGCUCUCCUCUGGCAAGAUCCCCUCCCUACUAGUGACUGCGAGGCCAUCAACGACAGAGACGUUGCCGAUCUCAAGAAGCAAAUCCUGGCUGCCCCUGGUUUGAACAUUUCCAGCCUCAUCACCACGGCUUGGGGCUCCGCAUCUACCUUCCGUAUUUCCGACAAGCGUGGUGGUGCCAACGGUGCUCGUAUUGCCCUUGAACCCCAGGUCUCUUGGCCUUCCAACAACCCUGACCGUCUCAAGACUGUUCUCAAGGCUGUAAGUCUAAUCAUGCAUACCGCAGUUCCUUCUAUUGUACAUGCACAUGGAUUCUAACAGAGUAUACAGCUCAACGACAUCAAGGACAAGUUCAAUGCCCACGACAAGAAGAAGCAGGUUUCGCUUGCUGAUUUGAUUGUGCUCGGCGGUUCUGCUGCUGUCGAAAAGGCCGCUCACGAUGCUGGUAGCCAAGUCACUGUUCCCUUCACCCCCGGCCGCGUCGAUGCCAAGCAAAACGACACAGAUGUCAAGUCCUUUGCCUACCGUAAGUCGAUUCUACUCCCCCCAUCAAAUAUAUUUAGUGCUAACAUAGUAUAGUCGAGCCUGUUGCCGAUGGCUUCCGCAACUAUGGCAAGGGCACCAAGCGCUCCUUGACCGAAGAGAUCCUCGUUGACAAGGCUGCCCUGCUUACUUUGAGCCCUCCUGAGCUAACCGUCUUGGUUGGUGGCCUCCGCGCUCUCGAUGCCAACUUUGAUGGCUCUAGCACUGGUGUGCUUACCGAGACUCCCGGCAAGCUCAACAACAACUACUUCAACCACUUGUUGGACAUGUCGACUGUUUGGUCGCCCGUGUCUGGCAGUGACGAUGAGCUGUUUGAGGGCAAGGACUUGGAUUCUGGCAAGGCCAAGUACACCGCGUCCCGCGCCGAUCUCAUCUUUGCCUCCCACCCUGAGCUCCGCGCUGUUGCCGAGGUCUACGCUAGCUCUGACGCCCAGGACAAGUUUGUCAAGGACUUUGUCAAGGCUUGGGUCAAGGUCAUGGAGCUCGAUCGCUAUGACAUUAAGGGACGCAAGCAGAACAAUGUCCAGUAAGGGAGAGGCAAUGUGGUGCUACCCUGUUUGGGGGUAUUUGUAUAUGAUAGCCGCCUAGCGGUAUGAGUAUCUCAUAGUAUAAAAUGAAUAAUGCAAUCGCUUCUUAGCAUUCUAUUAUUUUUCGUCUUCAAAUUAGGAUUGUCGUCGUAGUGCCGUCAGGAUAUUGAAUAGGUAACGUAAUUUUCGGAUCGGCUUGGAGUUCGUCGAUAUUGGACUUAUUCUGCAGAUAGAGGUAUUGGAGCGACAUUUUGAUGGCAGGCAGAACAGUCUCAGGUAGCGUAACCAUCCAGAAAUUAAUGAGCAUUCGAGGAAAUCGGCGGACAAGAAAGGUGGCAUGCCGCAGCUUCAGGCCGUCGUGAUUGCUGUAGAGGACGUAUAUUGUCGUGGCGCUCUGGAAGAGGAUCAUAUAGAGGGCAUGGCGGAAGAUGGUCUGCCACUGCCUUGUCCAAUCUAUAAAGAGAAAGAGGCCAGUACUGCUGAGUAGCGAGGUGGCCAUAGCAAGCUGGAUAUCGCCAUCCCGUUCGGUUGAGUCAAUUAGCAAUGCAAGCGGGAUGCUAUAGAGGGCCAGGCCAACGCCCAGCUUAGCAAAGAACGUGCCCCAUCUCCCUGGUCGGACGACGGCAUGGUAGAAAAAGUAUAGGGUGGUGAAUAUGCUAGCAAGCGUACCAAUCUCCAUCUGGCUCGGCUCGUGCGGGCGCUGGGAUUCUUGCGGUGUUUUUUUAAAGGUGGUGAUGAUGAC
Messenger RNA from [Torrubiella] hemipterigena, 6350 nucleotides. The record is from the annotation of a GenBank genome assembly. Lineage: Eukaryota; Fungi; Ascomycota; Sordariomycetes; Hypocreales; Clavicipitaceae.